Saimiri boliviensis boliviensis (Bolivian squirrel monkey) is the source of this 942-nucleotide messenger RNA. RefSeq names its product olfactory receptor 2B6. Gene Ontology annotation, cellular component: membrane. Gene Ontology annotation, biological process: G protein-coupled receptor signaling pathway. The record is from RefSeq and is a predicted model, not a curated record. Gene Ontology annotation, molecular function: G protein-coupled receptor activity; olfactory receptor activity. Lineage: Eukaryota; Metazoa; Chordata; Mammalia; Primates; Cebidae.
AUGAAUUGGGUAAAUGAGAGCAUCAUGCAGGAGUUUAUCCUGCUGGGUUUCUCAGAUCGACCUUGGCUGGAAUUUCCACUCUUUGUGAUCUUGUUGAUUUCUUACAUCGUGACCAUCUUCGGCAAUCUGACCAUUAUUCUAGUGUCACGCUUGGACUCCAAACUCCACACCCCCAUGUAUUUUUUUCUUACCAAUCUAUCACUCCUGGAUCUUUGCUACACCACAUGUACAGUCCCACAAAUGCUAGUUAAUUUAUGCAGCAUCAGGAAAGUGAUCAGUUAUGGGGGCUGUGUGGCCCAGCUUUUCAUAUUUCUGGCCUUGGGGGCUACUGAAUGUCUUCUCCUGGCCGUCAUGUCCCUUGAUAGGUUUGUAGCUAUUUGUCGGCCUCUCCACUACUCGGUUCUUAUGCACCAGGCGCUCUGCCUCCAGCUGGCAGCUGCAUCCUGGAUUACUGGUUUUGGUAACUCAGUGUGGCUGUCUACCCUGACUCUCCAGCUGCCACUCUGUGACCCCUAUGUGAUAGAUCACUUUCUCUGUGAAGUCCCUGCAUUGCUCAAGUUGUCCUGUGUUGACACAACAGCAAAUGAGGCCGAACUAUUCCUUGUCAGUGUGCUAUUCCAUCUAAUACCCCUGACACUCAUCCUUACAUCAUAUGCUUUUAUAGUCCGAGCAGUGUUGAGAAUACAGUCUGCUGAAGGCAGACGAAAAGCAUUUGGGACAUGUGGCUCCCAUCUAAUUGUGGUGUCACUUUUUUAUGGUACAGCUACCUCCAUGUACCUGCAACCACCUUCACCCAGCUCCAAGGACCGGGGAAAGAUGGUUUCUCUCUUCUAUGGAAUCAUUGCACCCAUGCUGAAUCCCCUUAUAUAUACACUUAGGAACAAAGAGGUAAAGGAAGCCUUUAAAAGGUUGGCUGCAAGAGUCUUCUUAAUCAAGAGAUAA